Molecule: messenger RNA, 2397 nt
Organism: Erigeron canadensis
Lineage: Eukaryota; Viridiplantae; Streptophyta; Magnoliopsida; Asterales; Asteraceae
Exons: 1
Coding region: 1-2397 (798 amino acids)
Source: RefSeq, a predicted model, not a curated record
AUGAUUAAGGACUUGUGCUUUGAUGGAAGACACAAAAGGGAUCCUCAUGAGCACCUUGACAAGUUUGAGAUGAUUUGCAAUCUAUUUAACUAUGGGGAAAAUCAAGGAGACAAUGUCAAGAUGAAGCUUCUUCCAAUGUCUCUUACGGGAGAGGCUCAUAAAUGCUUGAAGGGUUUAGCACCAGAUAGCUUGAUCACUGGGAGCGCGGUUAGGGAAGCUUUAAUAGAGAGAUUCUUUGCGGUUAAUUGGGAAAGAGAACUUAGGCUUGUCAUUCGUUCUUUUAGGCAAGAUGAGGAGGAGACAAUAGUUGAAGCUUGGUUAAGAAUGAAAGAUCUUAUGUGGGCAUGUCCCGGGCAUGGGGUGAGUGAUACCGAGAUUGUGGGGAUAUUCUUAGAUGGGAUGAAUAAGGAAAAUUAUGAGAAAAUGGUGAUGACUUGUGGAGGUAGCACUAGUUACAAAACUUCAAGUGAUCUUUGGAAAAUGUUCAAGGAUAUGGCAAAGGCUCAAGUCUCUAGGUCUCCAAGUAGAGAUAAAAGGUCAUGUAGGGUAGUUGCUAGAGUUGAUGAUGGAGGAAGUUCUGAGGUGAUUUCUGAAAUUCGGGUACUUUCAAACCGAAUGAAUGAAAGGUUCCCUAUGGUGGAGAACAAUUUUGGGGGAUUAGAGCAUGAUGUGAAGAUUAUGGCCGGGGGAUGUGUUCAUUGUGGAGGACCACACCAUGCCGAUGAAUAUGAUUCGGUAGUUAAUGAAGAUGUGAAUUUUGUUCAAAACCAACGCCAAGGCCAAUAUCAACCUCUCUUCCAACGUGGUGGCAAUUAUCAAGGCCGUCACCAAGGUAGUUCUUCAAACUCUUCUAAUUUUUAUUCUAACAAUCGUGGUGGAAACUUUCAAAAUAGGUGGCAAAAGGAUGAUAAUCGUGGUGCACCUCAACAACAACAACCACCAUCACCUCCAAAGAAAGAUAACAAUGGGGAGGAAGGAUCACCUCUCAUGGCCGUGAUGGCCAAGUUCCUUGAUAAACAAGAAAAGAGGGAGGAGGCUCAAGAGAAGCGAAAUGCUUCAUUGGAGAACUAUUCAAAGCUUUUGAAUGAUAAGAUUGAAGGCUUGCAUGGCAAGAUAGAUGUGAGCAAUCACAACAAUCACGCCUUGAUAUCCAACUUGGAAAAGAGAAUUGAUAGAUUGAGCAACCAACAAAGGCAACCGGGUACUCUUCCAAGCAAUACUCAACAAAACCCGAGCCAAGGCCAAGGAGGUUCAUGGAGGAAUGGAGAUGACAAGUACAAAGGACCCCAACACCGGAAUGAAACCGUAAAUGCCAUAUCUACACGGUCCGGGAAGGUAGUUUCUUCUCCCAUUGAUAAAUCUUGUGUUUCUAUUGUUUCUCCACAGGUUGAGCAAUUUGAUGAAGAUGUUGAUGAAGAGGUAGAGAUGGAGUCACCGCCGGUGGUGACUACUCCGGUUCCUAAAGCCACACCAAUCAAGGAACCCAAAGUCAAACCAUACAAGCCCAAGGUCCCUUUUCCUCAACGCUUGAGGAAGGAAAAGAUUCAAGAACAAUACAACAAGUUCUUUGACAUGAUAAAGUCGGUAACAAUCAAUGUCCCACUAGUUGAUCUUAUUUCGGGCAUGCCAAAUUAUGCCGAGUUCAUCAAAGAACUAGUGACGGACAAGAAGAAACUUGAUGAAGCAAAGGCAACCAUUCUAAAUGAAGAAUGUUCGACGGUCAUCAAAAACAAGCUUCCACCUAAGCUUUCGGAUCUAGAGAGUUUCUUAAUUGCUUGUUCAUUUGGUAAAAAAUUAACUUGUAAAGCAUUAGCCAACCUUGGGGCAAGCAUCAAUUUGAUGCCCAAUUCCGUUUUUACCAUGCUUUCUUUGGGGCAACUAAGGCCCACCAAAAUGAGCAUCCGCCUUGCGGAUCACUCUUUUCAAUACCCAUUGGGGGUGGCCGAAAACUUACAAGUGCAAGUAGGCCAAUUUGUCCUUUUAGUUGAUUUUGUAAUUUUGGAAAUGGAGGAGGACACCAAGGUGCCUCUCAUUUUGGGCCGACCAUUUUUAUAUAUCGCGGAUGCUAUCAUUCAAGUAAAGGACAAGGAAAUUUCCUUGGGUGUCGGGGAAGAUCGUAUUGUGUUUAAAAUUGAAAAAGCUUUGAAGAUUUUGGCACUUAGCAUGGAUGACACCCCAUUGGAAGAUGAGGGAUUUGAAGAAAUUGAGGUAAUUCCAAGUGACAAGCUACCCACUUCCAUUGAUAAUCCUCCAACGGAUUUAGAACUAAAGUCAUUGCCCGAUCACUUGGAGUAUGCAUUCUUGGAAGGUACUUCUCUACUUCCCAUUGUUAUCUCCUCAUCACUUGCGGGUGAGGCAAAGGCUAGACUCAUGACCAUUUCUUACACACAAAUGUAA